AUGGAUCGAGGCAAUUUCAAUAGAGACCACUCUUGCUAUUAUUUGUUUCUCUAUUCCUUCUUCAACUCUCAAAAUUUCAACCCCUCCCAAGACUAUUAUCCAAAUCUUGCUGAUAUUCCAAGCUCCAAUGAAUUUUCAGAGUUUGAUUAUGCUAUGAAUUCAGAAUUCUCGAUUAAUCCAACUGAUUCUCCUAUUUCUGAAUAUCACCAAACCUCUGAAAUUUUUUCUGGAAACCCUUCCAACAAUGCGCAUAGUUGGACUGAUAUAGAAGAUAUAUCACUAAUGUCUGCUUGGUGCUUUAUCAGUAACAAUCCAAUUGUUGGCAGAAACCGAAAUAGUAAGUCAUUUUGGAAAAGUGUUGCAGGUAUGUAUGAGCAAAGUCGAGCAGAUAAUCCAGAAAUUAGAGGUCCAAGGACCUUGGAAUCGUUGAGGCAACGUUUCAAACGCCUCAACAAAAAUGUAACUUUGUGGGUUGCUGCAUACAAAAAAGCAUAUGAGCGACGAACGAGUGGUCAGUCUAAAGAGGAUAUCGAGAAAGCAGCUCAAACAAUUUAUGGUAAAACUAAGUUUACUCAUGAGGUGUUUGAAAAAGUUAUGAGCAACUGUCCGAACUGGGAACUGAAAUUGGAAAGUACUGGUUACGUACGACGUUCUCACCCAGACGACGAAGACAGUGUUGACGAAAGUCGCAGCAGCUUAAAAAAAUCAAGGACAGAUGAAGAUGUGAAUCCUCCAACCGACUCCACUCCAGAAACUCCAGGUAGUGAUGCUUCGAAAUUUCAGCGUCCUAUUGGUAGGGAUAAAGCUAAAGCCGAUUUGCAUGACGAAUACUUACGAAUGAACGCCCAAGUCAUUCGUAAAUCAGUUAUCAAAUUUGUUGAAGGUGUCAUUUCCAAUUUCGGAGCUGAGUACCUCCGAAAGCCCACUGAAGAAGAUAUGGCAGCUCUUCUUCAUAUCGGAGAACGGCGAGGGUUCCCAAGCAUGAUAGGUAGUAUUGAUUGUAUGCAUUGGGAAUGGAAAAAUGGCCCUACGUACUGCAUGGGCAUGGCAAUAUGCAGGACGAAGCGGUACGCCAACAAUUAUUCUGGAAGCAGUUGCAUCACAAGACCUAUGGAUCUGGCAUGCAUUUUUUGGAACCCCAGGUUCAAGAAAUGA
This is a messenger RNA of Salvia miltiorrhiza (redroot sage), 1155 nucleotides long. RefSeq lists its product as uncharacterized. The record is from RefSeq and is a predicted model, not a curated record. Bases 1 to 1155 code for a protein of 384 amino acids. NCBI's taxonomy places the organism in Eukaryota, Viridiplantae, Streptophyta, Magnoliopsida, Lamiales, Lamiaceae. The transcript has 2 exons.